CUGUGGCGUGAGGUGAUCUGCAGUUCUCAGUGGAGAUACCUUUCCCUGUGUUGCGAGUUGGGUGCAGCACAAUCAAACCGACGGACAUCACACCUCGCACAUGUCAGCCUCACGUAACAUAUUACACAUCGUUACACUGAAUUGAAUCAGAAGUGAUUUUCUGGACGGUUGCAUCAGUUGUUUACUGCUGAUUUUCCGUCAGGUUUGUUGCAUCAUUGCCAAUCGGUGUGAAUGGAUGAUGGCUUGCCACAACACGUCCUAACACAAAGCUGUUUUUUAUAUUUCACAAUUUUUCCUCCAACUAAUUUUCCCGCUUUAAUUAUAUUCGUUUUCAUCCCUUGUUAAAAAAAUUAAUCUAUUCUUCUUUUAAUGGUUUAUUUUAUUUCCUCAUUCUAAUUGAGUGAUGGAUGUACAUUGGGCCAUACCAAACAGUGUGGCAUCCAGGGGGAGCUCCUAAGCCUCCACUACCCUGGUCUAGAAGCUGUGUUGGGGGAUCAGGAUCCCUGAAGUGUUGGGUCAUCUUCCAAAAUAUGUUUUCCGUUCACUUUGAAAGGGAGGGCUCAGUAUUGGCUCACAUUUUGACAAACAUACACAAGGAGAAGUUGGAGAUAGGCCAGGUGCAGCAGUAUUACUUCUACUUCUCUGUAUCAGACCUUUGUGGGCCUCUGAUCCUGCUGUCAUGGAGAUUUCCUAUAUCAACUCCUCUCUGCUCUUCAUCUCCCACCAACCCAUAAACAGCACCUCCGAGCAGACUGUUUAUGAGACAUGCAAAAACAUGCCUGCUGUUCUCAUUUGGUACCUAGGCCUGCAGUUCAUCAACAUGUUCCUGGGUAUCCCGGCCAACAUCAUGGUGCUGUGGCUCAUCCACAGGAACAAGGGGGACUCCUCCACCUCAGAUAUCUUCAUCUCCCACCUGGCGAUUUCAGACGUGCUCUUCUGUCUCAUCCCUCCACUGGAGUUAGCCAACAUCGUCUUCCUCACCACCAGCAGCACCUGGUACGUCCUGCGCUUCUUCUACGGCAUCAAAGACUCAUCGCCACUUUUGCUCUCCUGCAUCUGCUUGGACCGCUACAUGGCUGUGGUUCACCCAAUCAUUUUCACCGAGCUCAAAGACCAAAACCACAGAGCAAUCCUGGCCAUCAUCGUCUGGAUCAUCACCCUGGCCUACGCAGCGGCUAAAUGUGUGGGCAACAUUUUCAACUUCGAGAAGGUGUUCACGGCAAUGAUCCUCACAGCAUUUGCCUUCAUGGUGUUCUGCAACAUUGCCAUUCUCUGGGCGCUGAGACAGUCUGGGCCCGGCAGAGACGAGAUGCAUCCCGUGAAGAAGAGAGCUUUCAAGAUGGUCCUCAUCAUCCUGGCCAUCAUUGUGUUUAACUACUUCCCGCCUGUCGCACUCUUCCCCUUCCAGGACUACUUCUCUCCGGACGUGUUUCGCUGCUACAUUCACUACUUCGCCUUUGGCCUGAUGGACUUCAGCAGCAGCAUUCAGCCGAUGCUCUACCUGUCCAAGGAGAAGCUCAACUGCUGCCACAGAGGCACCACAGAAAACUAAUAGUCAUACACGUUUUUAUAUUUAUGAAUGUUUUAUUGUUGUGAUAAAUAGUAUGUUUUUGAUCAGAGGUUGAAAAUGCUGAUUUGUAACUAGAUGUAUUGUGCGGUGGGCCCCUCAUCGAGGGGUCUUAUGAAACAACGUUAAAAAAGAGCAUAUUUUGUAAAUGAAUAGGUUUGAUUAAAUUCUCUCUACUCUAAAAACCUAGCCAUGCAGAUAGUUGAGUUUGUAUUUGCCUGGGUUUUAGAGACAUAAAAGCCAAAACAAUUAGUUGAUUAAUCAAUCAUUUGACAAAAUGGAAAUUUAAAUUGUAAUGUUUUUUUCCCUUUUUUUCUUUCUCAUUUUUAGAGUAAACAAUUGAUUGAUAAUAGUGAAAUAAUUGACACAUGAACAGAGAAUGAACGCAACUGUUGCAGCCCUAAGAGUUCCCAAAUAUCUGAAUACAACGGAGGUGAUCCAAAUGUUGUACUUAAAUUAUGACAAUUUCAUCAUUACAGUAAUUUAGAGGCAAAAAGUUGUCACAAUCCGUCAAUUUUCCUGAUUGGAUUUUGAAAAGUGGUCAACCCGUGUUAUGUUUGUUUGUACUUCCUGUCUCCGCCUAUUUGAUUAUCUGAUUACCUUUUCCCCUGCUGACCUUGAUUUUUUUUUACUGCCUUUCACAGCUGCUUCUUGUCCUUCUGGUUAGUUCUGCCUGUAUUUAAGUUCUGGUUCUCUGUCAGUGGUUGUCAGAUCCUUGUAUGUUGUUGUCAGGAGCAUUUCUGUUCUGUUUUUGCCUUGCCCUGGCCUGCCUGGAUAAGUUCAUCCCCGUCCUGCAUUAGGACCACACUGCUUUGCUUGAUGUUGUGAGACUCCUAAAAAGAAAUAAUGUCUCAAAUAAUAGUUGCAAGUCACAAGAAACAGCAUCUAAAAGCAGUAAGUGUUGAAACAUUUGUGUCUUCACUAGCAAGAAAACUAAACUCUUCUGUCAACAUUUGUAAAGUGGUGAAAACAGUUUCUUUAAUCUAUGCUUCAGGGGAAAAAAACGGAAAUGUCGUAUGUAUGCACAGGCACUGAUUUACUGUAUAUACUGUCUUAUUUUUGCUUUUUCUUGUUGUACUAUAUGUACAAAGAGACCUCAUUGAAUGUAUUUGAAUGUAUUUGCACUGUU
Molecule: messenger RNA, 2696 nt
Organism: Eleginops maclovinus (Patagonian blennie)
Lineage: Eukaryota; Metazoa; Chordata; Actinopteri; Perciformes; Eleginopidae
Gene: hcar2
Product: hydroxycarboxylic acid receptor 2-
Exons: 2
Coding region: 680-1552 (290 amino acids)
Biological process (GO): phospholipase C-activating G protein-coupled receptor signaling pathway; positive regulation of Rho protein signal transduction
Cellular component (GO): plasma membrane
Molecular function (GO): G protein-coupled receptor activity
Source: RefSeq, a predicted model, not a curated record